Messenger RNA from Dromiciops gliroides (monito del monte), 1753 nucleotides. RefSeq names its product Rab9 effector protein with kelch motifs (gene RABEPK). The transcript has 8 exons. NCBI's taxonomy places the organism in Eukaryota, Metazoa, Chordata, Mammalia, Microbiotheria, Microbiotheriidae. Gene Ontology annotation, molecular function: protein binding. The coding region runs from base 188 to 1303 and encodes 371 amino acids. The record is from RefSeq and is a predicted model, not a curated record.
GGUGGAGCCCCAGGCUCCAAGCCGGGCGGAUCCUGUGGCCCGGGAGAGACUGAAGACACUCGUACAAGCAAGGCAGGUAACGUGGUAACGCGGUCCGGGCUCCACAAGUCCCACAGCUUCCUCAGCCCCCAGAUCGAGACGAUCGAGUGCAAGAGCUCAAUAGACAGGAAGCAGUUUUGGGGAUACCAUGAAGCUACUUCAAGUCUUGGAACCUGGAGACUUCCCACAGAAGGCAACAUGGUACUCCUUGGCUCCCCCUGGACAUGGCCCCUGUGCCCGAGUUGGCCAUAACUGUCUCUACCUUCCCCCUGGUCAAGAUACAAAUGAAGGAAAAGUCUUCGUAGUUGGCGGCGCCAAUCCUAAUGGCAGCUUCUCAGAUGUGUACUGCAUUGAUCUGGCUACCCAUCAGUGGGAUGAAGUAGACUGUGAAGGUCUAUUGGCCCGUUAUGAGCAUGCCAGCUUCCUUCCUCUCAGCACCCCUGGCAGGAUCUGGGUUUUUGGAGGAGCAGACCAGUCAGGGAACCGAAAUUGCUUACAAGUGUUGGAUCUUGAAACCAGGAUAUGGAGCACUCCUAAUGUGACUGGCUCACCUCCGUCUCCGCGAACAUUUCACACAGCAUCUGCGGCCAUCGGAAACCAGCUAUAUGUUUUUGGUGGUGGGGAAAAAGGCGCCAAGCCUGUUCAGGACACACAGCUCCACGUAUUUGACGCAACAACACUGACUUGGUCACAGCCAGAAACCUGUGGGGAACCACCCCCACCCCGUCAUGGCCAUGUGAUGGUGGCAUUGGGGCCAAAACUUUUUGUCCAUGGUGGCUUGGCAGGGGAUGAAUUCUAUGAUGAUCUGUACUGCAUAGACACAAAUGACAUGAAAUGGGAGAAGUUAGAAACCACAGGGGAUGUCCCAUCAGGCUGUGCCGCCCAUUCUGCAGUGGCCAUGGGGAAGUACAUAUACAUCUUUGGAGGAAUGGCUCCCACAGGGGCAUUGGCGAAAAUGUACCAAUAUCACAUAGAAAAACAACACUGGAGCCUACUUAAGUUUGAUACAUAUUCACCCCCUGGACGAUUGGAUCAUUCAAUGUGCAUCAUUCCUUGGCACAUGGCUCCUACCUCUGCAGAAGAACAUAGAAAUGUAGACAGCAUCAGGAGCAAUGUAGAGAAAGAAGGCUCAGCUGAUGAAAUUGAGAAAGAAGGUGUUGACUUAGAUCAGAAGGAGACAGACACAUUCCUAUGCUUAGUGUUUGGUGGGAUGAACACUGAAGGGGAAAUCUACAGUGACUGUGUUGUAACACUAGUUGACUAAUAAAAUUCAUGUGUUUUCUUAAUACCUUUCAAAUUUUCUAUUUUAAGGGGCAGCUAGGUGGUGCAGUAGAUAGAGCACCAUCCCUGGAGUCAGGAGUACCUGAGUUCAAAUCCAGCCUCAGACACUUAACACUUACUAGCUGUGUGACCCUGGGCAAGUCACUUAACCCCAAUUGCCUCACCAAAAAAAAAAAAAAAAGUGAAUCAAAUUUUCUAUUUUAAGAAGUUAGAAGUGAACAACUAUUAGGGGUAGAUAGAACUGUGACAUUAAUUUUAUGCUAGUUUUAGUGUUUUGUGCUGUACAAUGUUUCCAUAUUGGCACAGUCAAAUAGACCAGAUAAAAUUUUUUUAUAAAAGUCAAAAACUUUAAGAAUCAUAGAAUGUGGGGCAGCUAGGUGGCACAGUGGAUAGAGCACCGGCCCUGGAGUCAGGAGGACCUGAGUUCAAACUC